Molecule: messenger RNA, 1110 nt
Organism: Paramecium octaurelia
Lineage: Eukaryota; Ciliophora; Oligohymenophorea; Peniculida; Parameciidae
Source: the annotation of a GenBank genome assembly
AUGAGUGAUGCGAAAUUUAAUUAAAUAUCAUCGCCUUCCAAACAAAAGUUUGGUGAUUAAUUAAUUGAACAAAUUAAUCCUAUCAUGAGUAUUCAUUAAGAACUCCAAUUAAAUCAACAAAAGCUAAUUCAAUAAGAUAAUCAUUAUUAAUCAACUUCUGAAUCAUUCACCUAUGAUUUGAUUCAAGAUUAUUCAAUCCAAUAAAAUGAAUAUUGCUAUGCUAUUGCAUUUAAUUCAGAUAAUUCAAUUGUAUUAGCUGGGUGUUAUAGUAAGAUCAAAGUAUUUGAAUUUAAAUAAGAAUAGUUGAAACUAAUUCAAAUUCUUAGCGAACAUUAAAAUAAUGUUUCAACUUUAAAUUUUAUGAAGAAAUAGACUCAAUUUAUAUCUGGGAGUUGGGAUAAGUUGAUUAUAAUAUGGUCGAUGAAUUAAAAUAGUUAAUGGAUUUGUACAUAGAAAUUGAAUGAGCAUAAAUAUUGGAUUAAUUGUUUAAUCCAGAAUAAUAAUGAAGAUCUUAUUAUAUCAGGAAGCCAAGAUACAACGAUUAAGUUUUGGAUAAAGCAGAAUCAUUGGGUUUGUUCACAAACUAUUACAGAUCAUAAAUAGCAAGUAUUAGGAUUAUAUUUAAAUGAGAAAUAAAAUAGAGUGAUAUCUUGCGGAUAAGAUAGUUUAAUAUUGAUAGAAGAGUCAUCGUAAAAAUGGAAUGUAAUAUAAAUGAUAAAAUUAGAAUUAUGGGGUAUAAGAUUAUGCUUCAUAAAUGAUAAUUAAUUCAUAUUUCAACCUCUUUGUAAAGAGUAGAUGCAUGUUUAUGAGAUAAAUAGUAGUAAUAAUUAGUACUCAAAAACAAAAGAAAUUCCUGUUAAAUGUGAUUCCGAGUCAUGCAAUUAUUUCUUUCCUUAAUAAUUUAUCAAGUCUAAAAGCUUGAUUGUGAAUAAGAAUGGAAAAUGUGUUAAUUUGAUAAGGAAGAACCAAAACGGUGAUUUUAUAACAUAAUAAUCUAUACAAUUUGAGAGUGAAAGUAUUUUUGGAUAGAUGAGUGAUAAUGGAGAGUAUUUGAUUACUUGGGAUAAAUUAUCUAAGAAGAUUUAAGUUAGAAAAUAUCAUUCAUUAUGA